Messenger RNA from Selaginella moellendorffii, 2062 nucleotides. Its product is annotated as probable leucine-rich repeat receptor-like protein kinase At5g63930. The transcript is spliced from 3 exons. Lineage: Eukaryota; Viridiplantae; Streptophyta; Lycopodiopsida; Selaginellales; Selaginellaceae. Gene Ontology annotation, molecular function: protein binding. The record is from RefSeq and is a predicted model, not a curated record. Bases 131 to 1354 code for a protein of 407 amino acids.
ACUCCUUUUACGUCGUGAGCUGGUCUUUUACAUUGAUGUGAGCUUUGGUUUUUUUCCAGGAGCUUCCUUUCGUUCUUUGGCGGAGCAAAGAUCUCGGCGGAAGUGUGAAGCGCUCUUCCAGCCGCUGAGAAUGGUUUCGCUCUUCGUCAUUGCGGCUUCGCUGCUCUGGAGUCACUGGUACAUCGACUUUGCACAGGGAUGCAUUGCUGCCGAGAAGGAUGCCCUGCUCAAAGUCAAGGCGCAGAUCACGGAGGACCCAACAAUGUGUCUGGUUUCAUGGAGGGCUUCUUCGGCGGACUGUUGCAAGUGGUCCAGGGUAACUUGUGACCCCGACACCGGUCACAUUGUCGAGCUCUACCUCCGGAAUUGCUUCUUCAAGGGGACCAUCUCCAGCUCCGUUGGGAAGCUCACAAAGCUCAAGUCACUCAACGUAUACUUCAGCAAGCUCAACGGGAGCUUGCCCGCCGAGAUUGGGAGCCUCGAGCGGCUGGAAGUUUUGGAGCUCCAGAUUAAUCAGCUGGACGGGGAGAUACCAUCUUCGAUAGGACGUCUUUCGAGGCUGAGAGUGCUGGAUCUCUCCGACAACCGCUUCACCGGCAGCCUCCCGGCAUCCAUUGGCAACUUGAAAGCUUUGGAACACUUUCGAGUUUACGGGAACUCUCUCAAGGGGACUCUCCCCGAGUCCCUGGGUGGACUUACCGCGCUGGAGACGUUCGAGGCUUACGACAACCAGUUCAGAGGUGGCAUUCCGAGCUCUAUAGGGAAUCUCACCAAGCUCCGAAUCCUCAACCUCUACAGCAACCAGCUCAAUGGAAUUCUGCCGUCGACUAUAGGUGCCUUGACGUCCCUCGAGAUGCUCGUCCUCCACAGCAACAGGCUCAGGGGUGCCAUUCCGGAAUCGCUCAAGAACUUGGUGGAGCUGGAAACUCUGGCACUCUUUGGAAACCGGCUCAGGGACUUCAUUCCAGACGUGUUCGGCUCCUUGAAAAAACUCCAGUUCGCAACCUUGUCCGACAACCGGUUUAGAGGAGACAUCCCGACGUCGCUGGCUAGCCUGGACAAGCUUGUUUCUCUCGACGUCUCGCGGAAUGCAAUGUCCGGCCAGAUCCCGGAAGCGCUGGCUGGCAGCUCGGGCUUGUCCAACUUGGACUUCUCGGACAACCAGCUAUCCGGAGUGAUUCCUAUGAAGAUCAUGGCACUGCCGGAGCUCAGAUACUUCAACGUCUCCAACAAUCGUCUGCAUGGCCAGAUCCCGCAGGUUGGGAGGUUCUCGGCUUCGGCGUUUAUGGGAAACCCCGGCCUUUGCGACGCACCUCUUCCACCUUGCACUGCAUCAAGCGAAGAAAGCACCUAGUUUUACGUCUAAAAUUCACUUUGCCAGGUGUGUCGGGAGGUAUUGUUUACUUGCUUCGUGCUCACGUCGAUUCCAUUGUGCUUUACGUGACCAGCAUUAGGAUCCAACUGGAGCAUUUGCCGAGACGUCGGGCUUUUCGUAGCUGAAAACGACUUGAUUGCCACGGGGACUGGGACUGGAGGGAGGAACUUGGAUGUUCUUGGGCAGCCGGUUAAACGUGACGAGGUUCUCGUGAUCCAUCGUCCCGGCCUGGUCCCUGGCAAAGAUCGGCAUCACCAUCAAGCACCAGAGCAACAUCAAAACCCGAGGUACCAUCCUGAGAAGAACUCUGACGCUCUUUUCUCUGGAGAGGGAUGUUUUGUUUUUCUAGCAGCCGAGGUGGACGAAGGCAAUGUGUUUGCCGCAAUGGUUGAAAUUACGCGAUGGUGGUGAGUUUGUCAAUUCUAGUUUGCUAAAAUUCUUCUCUGGCGCUGUUGCUACGACCCGGCUUGGUUAGUGCUUUGUGCUCAAUACUUUUCAGAGUCUUUGCGAGACAAGACAAUGUGUUACACGCGUUGGCUCAGAUCUACAAAGUUGUCAAAUAGUUUUUUCUCUGGAUCCUUUGCAUUCUUUCUUCCAACUUUGAGAGUCUUCCUCCAAAGAAGUACCAAACCUUCUACUUCCAAAAACUCGUCUUCUUCGCUCGAGUAAUAAUAAGCUUUGUUUUCA